Molecule: messenger RNA, 3094 nt
Organism: Salmo salar (Atlantic salmon)
Lineage: Eukaryota; Metazoa; Chordata; Actinopteri; Salmoniformes; Salmonidae
Gene: doc2a
Product: double C2-like domains, alpha
Biological process (GO): exocytosis; spontaneous neurotransmitter secretion; regulation of calcium ion-dependent exocytosis
Cellular component (GO): synapse; extrinsic component of synaptic vesicle membrane
Source: RefSeq, a predicted model, not a curated record
CAAUCUCUCCUCUCGCUCACUCUAACCAGCUAUCCCUCCCCCUCCUCUCUCCCUCCCUCUCUCUCUCUCCCUGGGUUUCUAUCUCUCUCUCUCUCGGUUUCUCUCUCACCACCUGUUAGUUCAGACCCCCGUGCAUUGAGAUAGACUUGUUUAUGAGGGAAGCUUUCACACUCUCGCAAUCAGAGCUCUAUGACGUUGCGUAAAGGAAAGAAACUCAGCAUCACCAUCCAGGAACACAUGGCCAUUGACGUCUGCCCUGGCCCCAUCCGACCUAUCAGAACAAUCUCUGCCUACUUCCCCCGCCUGUCCCCCACCUCUGAGCCCCUCUCCCCCAAACCCACUGGCUCCCCAUUAGUCCUCAGUCCUGGGGGCGCGGCCAGCGGGAUGGGGGGUGGCGGCAGGGGAGGACUCUUGACGCCAUUGCUGCCGGGGGCGAUGGGAGGGGGCGGGUCUUUGUCGUUACAGAGCAGCAUGGACACGUCUGUGGAGAUCAACAGUUCUGACAGUGACGACUUCACUGCUUUGGGAACACUGGAGUUUGAUUUGUGGUACGAGCGAGCCUCCAGUAAGCUACACUGCACUAUCCUCAGGGCCAAGGGUCUGAAGCCUAUGGAUUUUAAUGGCCUAGCAGACCCCUAUGUCAAACUGCACCUUCUUCCCGGGGCCUGCAAGGCUAACAAGUUGAAGACAAAGAUAGUGCGGAAUACUCUGAAUCCGGUGUGGAAUGAAAUGCUUACCUAUGUUGGGAUCACAGAGGAGGACAUGCAUAGAAAGACACUCAGGUUGUCAGUGUGUGAUGAGGAUAAAUUGACUCAUAAUGAGUUCAUCGGGGAGUCUCGCGUUCCCCUGAAGCGCGUCAAGCCAGACCAGACCAAACACUUCCACACCUGUCUGGAACACCCACCCCCACUCCCCUCUCCAACCACCAUGGGGACAGCCCUCCGAGGAAUCUCCUGCUACUUAAGAGAGCAGUGGGAGAACGAGCAGCUCCACAGUCUGGAGGAGAGGGGCCGGGUGCUCCUCUCCCUGCAGUUCCUUCCCCCGCUAGACGAGGGCGAGGGAGGAGGAGGGGGGCGAAGAGGAGAGGGGCUGUGUGUCGGGGUGCAGCGCUGCGCUCACCUGGCCGCCAUGGACGUCAACGGCUUCUCAGACCCCUAUGUCAAAACAUAUCUGAAGCCCGACACACAGAAGAAAUCCAAACACAAAACGGCUGUGAUUAAAAAGACCCUUAACCCUGAAUUCAAUGAGGAGUUCUUUUAUGAGAUCUCCAUGUCAGAGCUGUCCAAUAAGACUCUGGAGGUCACUGUCUGGGACUACGACUUGGGACGCUCCAAUGACUUCAUAGGUGGAGUGUGCCUGAGCUGUCACUCACAGGGAGACCCCCUCCGCCAUUGGAUGGACUGCCUUAAGAACAAGGGUCAGAGGGUGGAGCGCUGGCACAUACUGACCAAUGAGCUCCCAAGAUCCGUAAGUCAUGAGUAAGGCCACACAUCUACUGAGACACAAGGCUCAGUCCCAAUUCUUCACCCUUCUCCCUAUGUUGCACACUUCCAGUCUUUAAUAUGUCAACGGUGGAUACUCCUUCAAGGCAGGUGUGAAUCGGGAUACAGAUCAAAUCCUCCCCCUAGCCCCCUACCACCUAGGAAUUCCUAGAGAUCUGAGGGGAUUGGAUAGAUCAAAAAUAUUGAGGAAAUUCCACCUAGCUUAUCAGAACGCAAGGGGGAAGCCACGACCAUAUUGAUCUGGAUCCGAUUUAAACCUUUCAGAUCUACUGUAGUGCCUAGGUGGUAGGGGGUAUGGGUCGAUUUGGAUCUCAGCGAACAUGAAGCAUAUCUAGGCUCUCUCUAGAGCCCUGUUUAUACCUGGUUCUAACAUGCAUCCCUCUUCCUGAUAUUUCCCUGAUCUUGUCUGUUUACACUUAGAAGAUCUGAUCCCAAUCAGAUAGCAAUGCGUCUUUUAAUCGUCUACACCUGUCUACAAUUGUGGGCACAAUCCAAAUGUGAGCACCAGGUAUAAAUGGGGAUGACUUGCCACAAGAUGGGAUGCACUACCGGUAUGUUCCUAUGUCUAUAAGGGUGAUACAAACCAACACACCAUAACACACCAUGGAGAAAAUGCAUGCUGACUAUAAGUCAUUUACACUACAAGGCCUGGAUGUUCUUAAGCACAACUCCUUUAUGCUAUGGAAUAGACUAGUGGUGGUGUAGAUGAUCCCUUCAAGUUAGAUUAGAGUUUCUUUGAUUAUUUGGAUCAGCUGAGUAGUGCUCAGGCAAAAACCAAAAUGUGCACCCCUUGGGGUCCAGAGGAGUUAGAUGGAGAUGUUUGUCAGUGGGAUGGGGAAUGCGGUUCUGGUUGCCUUAUGGCCUCUUGUCACUAAAUGUUGACAUACACAACUCAACAUUAUACCUCCAAUUUUAUCUGAUUUCAUCUGCAUGUUUUAGUCUACGGGCCUUUUUACUUCUCUUGUUCAGCUGAUUUGAUUGAUUUCCAUAUCUUUCAUGGUUAUUUUAAUAACAAAUUGAUGUCUAUGUUGGUAAUAAUAUGCCUAUGAUACACAAAUACCUAACAUCAGAUAUCCUGUUUGUAUUGUUGACAUUUUAACCCAAAUGGAACCCUAUUCCCUACAUAACCCUAUGGGCCUUGGUCAAAAGUAGUCCACUACAUAGGGAAUAGGGGGCCAUUUGGGAUGAACACAUUCACUGCAUCCAAAACAUGACAUACACUGAUACUAUUAUGAAUACAGAAGUUCUUCCAUGUUGUUGCAUGAUGCAAUACAGUAUUGACAAAAAAAAGUUGUCCCCUCUCUAAUAUAACUGUCCCCAGUCCCCAAAAAAGUAUUUGAUCAAAAAAGUAUUAUUAUUAUUACUUGAUUUAUUAUUGAGGUGAUUUCCCUGUAUUGUUAUUUUUGUUUUCUGUCAUGUUUCUUAUAUUUGUCUCUUAAUGCACGACUGAAUGUGUGAAUGUGGGUUUUUACUGACUUUUCAAUGGCUGUAUACGAUUAUCUUGUUGUGCUUUUAACAAUUGUUGUUCUUACAUUUAUAUCAGGUGUUUUGUGUACAAUAUGAAAAUACAUUUGGAAUGCACUACUGUAUAA